AUGGCCAUCACUGAAGAAAGAAAACUCCACUGGACCCAGCGGCUUGCGCUUGUACGGCACAAUCUGCAUGCUGCCAGACGCACGGGUGAUUUUACCUUUUUCAAGACCCUCCAAGUACAAGCCUUCUUGGACAACAUCGACUACGUCGCCAUCUUGACAGCCAACCUAGGAGACGAAGCAGACACGGUGCUAGCGACACUUGAUAACCUCAACGUCGGCAUUGCAUAUGUCCACCAAGAUGCCUUCAAAAACGUCUACGACAGCGCCAAAGCCAUCGUUUGCGCCGACAAUGGCAACGACCCCACUACACGGGCUAAGAUUUGUGUCGAUGCGUCCCAGCAAAAUCAGAUCGCAGACUUCGCCAUAGACAAGAUGUCCAACUCCGCCCGGAACUUCAUCGAAUCGCAGCCGCCUGCCUGUCAAGAUGCCAUCGCCAACGUCUUGAUCACAGGAACCACCAUUGUCGCCGACGCAAUCAAGGUUUGCAUGAUGCAGACCGAGCGCAUCGAGAGCACCAUGGGUGACUUCCUACGCCUCGAGUACUCCUGGCAGACAGUGCAAGCCGCCGUUGACUCUGCUGUCGGCGCUCUUAGAGGCAUCUUCUGUCUCAUGGCUGUUGCGGAGCCGGAGAGUCCUGCCAACCGCAGCACGUCCGUUUCUUCCACCGGAUCAUCCAUCUUCAAGCGGCUCUCGACUGUGUUGACAAGCAGUCACAAUGCUCACCACCCAUCCACAGUCGAAAUACCACCACCGGCAACUACGAGGUCCAUGAGCGUCGCUUCAGCACCAUCAACCUUCCGAGCCUCCAUCUCCGCCGCCUGUCCUACGCAAGUGCCUUCAAGGAGCAUUCAACCCUUGCCAGUCGAGCAGCACCACUCUCCAUUCCAAGCAUCAGCUGUGGGGAUGUACCGUCCCGGGCUGGCGCCUGUGCCGCCUACGCCCGCUGUUGAUAACGAUAAUGUUGAUCCGUUCGACAUGACUCCCAACUCGACCGUCUCGGACUACUUCACAACCGAGGCGAUCAGCAUCGAUGAUAUUGAUCCCUUGCAGACGGUUGAAGUCCACGGCUUCCCGAGUAUGGCCGGGAUCACGAGGAGGUUCUCCAACGUCUACAGACCUUCGCCGAUUCAGAUCUAG
Molecule: messenger RNA, 1137 nt
Organism: Coniosporium apollinis CBS 100218
Lineage: Eukaryota; Fungi; Ascomycota; Dothideomycetes
Exons: 2
Coding region: 1-1137 (378 amino acids)
Source: RefSeq, a predicted model, not a curated record